UCAGGCAGGACUAACCCGAUGAGCUGCGAGGCCUGAGAAAGCAAAAAUAAUAAAACAAAUUAAGAAGGAAGAGGAAACAAGCUGGUGAAAAGAGGAUAUCUUAUUAAAUAUCUCUCCAGAACCACAGUAACAGGAUUACAACCACCAUGGUGACACUGGAUUUCAGGACACUGACAGUGCCUGUGGGCAUCGUGCGGAUACUGGAGCUGAUCCUCACCUGUAUCUCAUUCAGCCUGGUGGCUUCAGUGGGAAACAGGGCCGAGUCCUUCUGGACGUGGUGCAUGUUCACCUGGUGCUUGUGCUUCUGCGUCACCUUUCUCAUACUCUUCCUGGAGUUCUUCAGCCUCAGCUCUAAGUUGCCGAUCUCCUGGGAGGACUUCACUGCCGCUUUUGCCAUGUUGGCAACUCUAAUGGUGCUAGCAGCGUCCAUCAUCUAUCCCAGAUUCUACACUUGCCCCAGCUGCAGCAGACAGAUCGGUGCCACAGUCACUUCCUGUCUGGUCUUUAUCCUGUACGCCGUUGAAGUGGGGCUGACCCGAGCUAAACCCGGCGAGCUGAGUGGGUUCCUGUCCACAGUCCCGGGCCUCCUCAAGGUUCUGGAGGCCUUCGUGGCCUGCAUCAUCUUCAUCUGCUUGGACCACCCCCAGUACUCUAGCUAUCCAGGGCUCCAGUGGUGUGUCGCUGUCUACUCCAUUUGCUUCAUCUUUGCCCUCCUCGUCAUCAUUUUUACCGUCUGCCGCCUUCUGUCUCUCUUCCCCGCACCAUUUGACAAAGUCCUGACAGCAUGCAACGUGUUGGCGGUGUUGAUGUACCUCACAGCUGUGGUCAUCUGGCCGUUGUACAGCUUCCGGAACAAUCCCAGGCCGAGCUCUUGCAAGGCAGGUGUUCUCUGUCAGUGGGAUAAUUUAGUGGUUAUCUCCUUCAUGACCGCUUUUAACCUUGGUGCUUACAUUGCCGAUACUAUUUAUUCUUGUAGGCUGGUGUUUUUUGUUAGCAGAACAUAGGUUGCAAAACGCAUCAUAGUUCAGGUGUCAAAUGUCAACCAGAACUUAGAUAAAGCAGCUCUUUGAUAACUACUGUUAAAGAUUCACUGUAUUUUGUUCAUGAUAACCCUGACACUCUUUGUCAAUCUUAGUUUUUAUUUGUUGACUUCUAUUUAUUGAUGUCACAUUCUCUAAGGACAUGGAAUAACAGUCCUGUGUCUAGUUUUUAACAUUAAGAAGAUGUUAUCUCAAUCUAUUGUUAUACCCUUUUACUUGCAUUAUUCUCAAUUGACUCUUAUUAAUUCCGUUAUUUUUGAUACAGCAUUGAUAUGACAGUGAUAGUCUCAGUUGCAAACUCAUGUAGUGUAUAUCGUUGUAAAUUCCAGUGUUUGAAAUAGGAAUAAAAGUGUGAUUUGUGUCAUCAACACAAGUGUAACUAUUUCUUAACUGUUUCAGCACCUCAGUAACAAAUUAAAAACAUUCCUGGAUUUGGACUUGAAAAUGAGUAAUAUGUUUAAUGACUUAAUAAACUGUGUAAUGUUUAAACAGGCACAGUUGGCCCUCUCCUAUCCUUUUCUCAGGAUGUUUGCAAAGGUGUGCCAAAGUGUGUAUACCUUCCACAACUCCACUCAAACUUUGCUGCUUUUCGUACAAACAAACUUUUCUCUAUCAUGAUAUGUAGUCACUACUCUGUGUUGCCACAUUUAAUGAUGAAACGUCAAAAUAAAAAAAGUAGUGACGGUAAAUGUGUCAACAACGCAAGUGUAACUAUUUCUUAACUGUUUCAGCACCUCAGUAACAAAUGAAAAACAUUCCUGGAUUUGGACUUGUAAAUGAGUAAUAUGUUUAAUGACUUAAUAAACUGUGUAAUGUUUAAACAGGCACAGUUGCCCCUCUCCUAUCCUUUUCUAAGGAUGUUUGCAAAGGUGUGCCAAAGUGUGUAUACCUUCCACAACUCCACUCAA
Trematomus bernacchii (emerald rockcod) is the source of this 1948-nucleotide messenger RNA. Its product is annotated as myeloid-associated differentiation marker homolog. The transcript has 2 exons. The record is from RefSeq and is a predicted model, not a curated record. Gene Ontology annotation, cellular component: membrane. Bases 147 to 1004 code for a protein of 285 amino acids. NCBI's taxonomy places the organism in Eukaryota, Metazoa, Chordata, Actinopteri, Perciformes, Nototheniidae.